Pipistrellus kuhlii (Kuhl's pipistrelle) is the source of this 3376-nucleotide messenger RNA. RefSeq names its product leukotriene B4 receptor (gene LTB4R). The record is from RefSeq and is a predicted model, not a curated record. Gene Ontology annotation, molecular function: complement receptor activity; leukotriene receptor activity. Bases 2137 to 3189 code for a protein of 350 amino acids. The transcript has 2 exons. NCBI's taxonomy places the organism in Eukaryota, Metazoa, Chordata, Mammalia, Chiroptera, Vespertilionidae. Gene Ontology annotation, biological process: phospholipase C-activating G protein-coupled receptor signaling pathway; complement receptor mediated signaling pathway; inflammatory response. Gene Ontology annotation, cellular component: plasma membrane.
CCCUGGAAGCUGAAAGUCAAUCUGUGGGGUUUGAAAGGAGCGUUUUCCUGUCUGCCUUGUGGUUGGUGCAGUGGGGGAGGGGCCGUAGGAGUCCGAGACUUAGCCUCCUCUUUGAAUCUAACUCUCCCCACAAAGGUCACCUGACUCAAAAAGAGCCCAGGAGCAGGCACUCAGUUAUCCAGAGGGCAUUUGGGGUUGGAGAUGAGGGAGUAUGAGGAAGAGUGUGGAUAUCUGGAGGACAGGAAGAAUUUUUCAGGGAAGUACCAUUUCUCCUUUCUCCUUUUUUCUCUCUCCUGACUGCGAGCUGUUCCUCAUCCAUCCUCCCCAACAUUUCCCAGACCCCAUCUUUUGGAAUUUCUUUACCUGUAGGCUUCAAAACUGUUCUGGAUCCUGAUACUUUUGAGUUUGGGGUGCAGGAUGAGAGGCACACACAUGUGGUUACUAGGGUGACCAACUUGCAGUUUUAGCACUGAAAGUCUUUUAUCCUAAUCCCCUAAAUCCCUGGCCAACCAAGAUGGUUGUUAAGUUCUGGACAACCUGACUGUUACCCCCUGUCCUGCCUUAGUGACUGUUCAUAUCACCCAGGGAGAUGCAGAGAUAGCAAAGGAAACCCAGUCCUCAGGGUCACGCCAGGGCCACCAAAAACGGGUUGGGACUGGAGGGACAGGGAUGCUUAGCGUGUCUAGACUAGGGUGGAAGAAGGAAGGUCAUUGACAGAAAUGGAAAUGGGGAGCAGCUUGUAUCAGAAGGAACCUCUGAUUGACCCCAGAGCUUCUGCAGAGGCUUCCUCUGUCCUCAAGCACUGGGGAGGGGAGUUCCUAACUUCCUCUGUUACAUAUUUCCCGACUAACAUCCUCUGUGGUCAGAAAGCCCUUCCUCAACUCUGUGGAGGAACCUGUGUGCUGUGGUUUCAGUCCAUUUCUUUUCAUCAUAUUUUCUGCCUGACAGCUACUGGGUGAACUCUGCUCUGGCUUUUCUCAAAGCAGAGAAAGUGGGGGCACUGCAAAGGUAAGGGACUUCCAUGACCACUAUUACACUCUGCACAUUUCCUGAGAGUGAUUGGGUUGGAAAGGAAGCAGGAAGGUCAGAUGGAAGGAAAGACUUCAGUUCUUAGCUUCUUCAGGAGAGUUCAAGAAGAGGAGAAAAGGGGAGAGUGACCCUUUCCUGGCCCUGGUUUCCCCUCUUGUCAGAACAGGCAUGAAGUACCAUCUCCCUCAUGCCUGUUCCCUAUGCUCAGCCUCUACUGCUAUAUGGUGGGACUGGACAGUUGGCUGUGGGGAGGUAAGAAAAAAGGCAGUACUGACCUUGCCCAGUGCCCAGAUUUUAGGGUAAGCCUCAUGUGUCAGGGUAAGCCAAAUGGGCAAGCACAAGGCAAAUGGUUGGGGAAGGGGAAGAAAUUGGCAUUCUGUGUGAUUGGACUUUGGCUUCUACCAAGAGAAGGGAAAAUUGAUUACCCUAGAAUGAAACCAAUUCCUUUAAGUGAAGGGAGCGACUGGGUUGCUGGAAGAGGGACUUCUUUCUUCAACUCCACUCAUGGCUUGAAUGCAAGCCAAGAACAAGGUGCUGACCUCUUUAGGUCACUAUGUUACAACCCAAACCUGGAACCUAACCACAGCUGUACCCUACAUUUCCUAUUACUCUACUUAUUCAUACAAAUGACAAAUAUUCUCAACAUUCUGCCCUCCCAAUCCGAGCCCACUUCCCCUCUCUGGCUUCCCUCCCUCCCUCCUCCUAUAUGACACACUUUAUUAUUCUGUUCAAUGAUCCAGUCUAGACCUGCAUAUGAGGCCACACCCCAGCCUACUCACUCCUGCACCCCUCGUUCUUCUCUCCCUUCCCCCUUUUGGGCACUUCUCAUCAAGUCCCACCCCUGAGGGUCCUCCUUCCAGCUGGCCUCUUCUGGACUUCAAAGACUAUCCUCCCUCCUGGUGAAGGGAGGGGGCAGGAGUUUCAGCCCCACCCUCAGGAAGAUGUGUCUUCCCCCUGCCGUGUGGUACUUCCUCUCCGAGUGACUUAGCUGACAGCAUCCAGACCUGGGUCCAGACCCCUGCCACUGAGACCGAUCUGGGGAUAGACUCCGCCACUCUGGGAUUGGCACCAGCUUCCAACCAGUGCCCAGCAAAGCCAAUCCUUGCCAUGGCCACGAACACUACAUCUCCUGCAGCACCCUCCUCGCUAUCCUCGCUAGGUGUCAUGGCCAUCACCCUCUUGUCAGUGGCUCUGGCUGUGGGGCUGCCCGGCAACAGUUUUGUGGUGUGGAGCAUCCUGGUAAAGAUGCGAAAGCGCUCUGUCACCGCCCUGCUGGUGCUGAACUUAGCCCUGGCAGACCUGGCCGUCUUGCUCACGGCCCCCUUUUUCCUCCACUCCGUGGCCCGAGGCACCUGGGUGUUCGGAGUGACCGGCUGCCGCCUGUUCCAUUAUGUCUGCGGGGUCAGCAUGUACGCCAGCGUCCUGCUUAUCACGGCCAUGAGCCUGGACCGCUCGCUGGCGGUGGCCCUCCCCUUUGUGUCCCAGAAGCUUCGCACCAAGAAGGUCGCCAGGUGGCUGCUGGCCAUCAUCUGGGCGGCGUCAGUCCUGCUGGCCACGCCCGUCAUCGUGUACCGCACCGUGGUCCCGAUUUCCCCGGACAACAGGAGCCUGUACUGCUUCCCGAAAUACAACACGGAAAGACACAGGGCCUUCCACCUGCUCUUCGAGGCCGUCACCGGCUUCCUGCUGCCUUUCCUGGCCGUGGUGGCCAGCUACUCCGACAUCGGGCGCAGGCUCCGGGCCCGGCGCUUCCGCCGCAGCCGCCGCACCGGCCGCCUGGUGGCGCUCAUCAUCCUCACCUUCGCCGCCUUCUGGCUGCCCUACCACAUGGUGAACCUGGCGGAAGCGGCCCGCUCGCUGGCCGGCCACCCGGCGGGGGUGGGGCCGGUGGGUGGGCGGCUGCUCCUGGCGCGCAGAGUGCUGAUUGCGCUGGCCUUCCUGAGCAGCAGCGUGAACCCCGUGCUGUACGCGUGCACCGGAGGCGGCCUGCUGCGCUUGGCCGGCGUGGGCUUCAUUGCCAAGCUGCUGGAAGGCACCGGCUCCGAGAUGUCCAGUACGCGACGCGGGGGCACCCUGGGCCAGACAGGGAGGGGCGCCCCCGCCCCCACUGAGCCUGGCCCAGCCGAGAGCCUCACUGCCUCCACCAACCCUCUCGAUUGAAACAGGCCCCGAGGGGUGGUGGGGGUGGUGGUGGUGAUGGAAGGGACACUUGCUUUCCUCCUGGCGGCACGCCCCCACGCUGGCCUGACCCAGUUUUGCACCCCGAGGAGAAGGUCUGUGGGUGUGGAGCGGAAGAAGAGGAAGGGGAGGGGCAAGUAAGGGCAGUCAGCUCCUGGGAAGCUUUGCA